Camellia sinensis is the source of this 1890-nucleotide messenger RNA. RefSeq names its product Galactose oxidase/kelch repeat superfamily protein. The record is from RefSeq and is a predicted model, not a curated record. Lineage: Eukaryota; Viridiplantae; Streptophyta; Magnoliopsida; Ericales; Theaceae. Gene Ontology annotation, molecular function: protein binding.
GGCUAUUUGAGCCCACAAAAUAGGUAGCCUCAAAGUCAAGCGAAGCGAGAGGGGGAGAGAGAGAGGGAAGAAGAUGCAUUACUGGGUUCGAGCUUCGUCUACGGAUUUCAGUGGAACUCUUCCCCAACCUCGAAGCGGCCACACAGCUGUGAAUAUUGGGAAAUCGAAAAUCGUAGUGUUCGGUGGACUUGUUGACAAGAAAUUUCUCAGCGACAUCACUGUUUAUGAUACCGACAACAAAUUAUGGUAUCAGCCAGAGUGCACUGGCAGUGGAACCGAUGGGGAGGUGGGACCUAGCCCACGAGCGUUUCACAUUGCUGUUGCAAUUGAUUGCAACAUGUUUAUUUUUGGUGGGCGUUCUGGUAGUAAAAGGUUGGGUGACUUUUGGGUCCUAGAUACUGAUUUAUGGCAAUGGUCAGAGCUUACUAGUUUUGGUGAGUUGCCUUCACCACGGGAUUUUGCUGCCGCUUCAGCUAUUGGAAACCGUAAGAUUGUUAUGUAUGGAGGGUGGGAUGGUAAAAAAUGGUUGUCAGAUGUCUAUGUCUUGGACACAAUAUCACUUGAGUGGAUGGAGCUAUCAGUUUCUGGGUCAUUGCCACCACCUAGAUGUGGCCACACAGCUACUAUGGUUGAGAAAAGGUUGCUGGUCUAUGGUGGGAGAGGAGGUGGAGGGCCCAUCAUGGGUGAUUUAUGGGCUUUGAAAGGUCUUAUUGAAGAAGAAAAUGAAACUCCCGGAUGGACCAAUUUGAAGCUUCCUGGUCAAGCGCCUUCACCUUGCUGUGGUCAUACUGUAACGUCUGGAGGGCACCAUCUCUUGUUAUUUGGAGGGCAUGGGACUGGUGGUUGGUUGAGUCGUUAUGACAUUUAUUACAAUGACUGUGUUGUCUUAGACAGAGUUUCUGUGCAGUGGAAGCGCCUACCAACAAGCAAUGAACCCCCUCCUGCACGAGCAUACCAUUCUAUGACAUAUAUUGGCUCACGAUAUCUGUUAUUUGGUGGCUUUGAUGGCAAAACAACAUUUGGUGAUCUGUGGUGGUUGGUUCCUGAAGAGGAUCCUAUUGCAAAACGGUCACCGGCAUCACCACAAAGAAACGUUCUUGAAAAAAAGGAUGUUGCAAUGGCAAAUGAUGCCCUCCAAACUGCAGUCAAGGAAAGCGGAAUGAAAGAAUCUGCAGUCUCAGAGUUACAGAAGAGGUUAGAAAUUUCUGUCUCACUUUCUAGCCCCGAGAUUCAAAUCAUAGAAGAAUUGGAAGACAAAGAAUUUCUUGAACUAGCAUCACGGUUGAUUGGAGAAAAUGUUGCUGGCAAUGAGCAGAUUUCACAUAGUCUGGCAGCUGAGGCGGUUCGUGACCAUUGGAGAAAAUCCACUCCGCAGUCAAUACAACUGAAGGAGCUCAGCCCCCUACUUCGUGACUACCAACGCUUGAUUGCACGCCAUCAUACAAUGAAGGUUGGCUCCAAUUUACAAUUGGGUGAAGUUGAUUUUCCGGGAGAGGAGGCAUAUCGUUUCUACCAUAUAAGAAAAGCUUCUCAGGUACAAGUCAUUCAGUGCCAUGAUCGAUAGCAAAUUAGCAAUUGCUCCAUGUCAAAAAGUUGCGUAUCGAUGAUAUCCCGAAACUGUUGGCAGAGUACAAGCAGGUUCAAUCUGAUUAAAGAACGACCUAGGGAUCUUUUGUAAGGACAGUUACUGAUUAAACAAGAAUCUAGGUCAUGGGUGGAGCUAUACGUAAAGUAGUGGGUUCAAUUCAUCCCACUCUAACAUUUUUUUUUUUUUUUUGAAUUAUGUAGCAUCAUAUAAAAUUUUUGAGAGGUUUUUAUAAAUUGACUCCAUUAAAAUUGUUAAAAAAAAAAUAGAUAUAUCUACCCAAAAAAAAAAUGUUUAAAAAAUAA